GUUUUGCUGGCCGGGAGUUGUUUUUCCGCUUUCCGUGCAUGGCUCAUUGCCGAAAUUGCCGAGGUCUAACGUCGACGCGAUCGAGAUGACUUCAGAUAUUACGUUACCAACUGCUCAAAAGCCUAGAUGUGAUUCACGGCUUUCCUGCUCUAUCUCACCCACUACCAUCAUGCGAAACAAGAUCAAGGCCCCGUCUGUUCCCAAAAUCUGGUGGAGCAAUGCCGUCUUCUUCGUGUCUGUCCAUAUCGCCGCCUUCAUAGGAGUAUAUUAUUUCCCAGUCUAUGUCGUACACAGAGCCAGUCUCUUCUUUGCUUUCUUGGUGUGGCAGCUUGCGGACUUUGGCAUCACCAUUGGAUAUCAUAGAUUGUAUUCUCAUCGCGCAUUUCGUGCUAACACGGUUGUGAGAAUCGUCUUGGCGGCGUUAGGUUCGGCAGGAUUCCAAGGCUCUAUCAAGUGGUGGUGUCUUCGACAUCGGUUACAUCAUAGGUUUACGGAUGACCCCAUGGACGACCCGUACGCUGCAACCCGAGGACUGCUCUACUCUCAUAUGGGAUGGAUAUUCUUCAAACCAACGUAUCAAAGAAUGGAGCUUAUAGAUCGUGAUGACCUUGACAGUGACCCUGUCGUGCGCUUCCAACAUAAAUAUUACGUAUCAAUUGCCUUAUUCUUCGGUUUCGUAUUUCCCCCAAUGAUGGGAAGUCUUUGGGGUGAUCCAAAGGGAGCAUUCAUUUGGGCCGGAUUGGUGUCUAGACUUGCUAUUUGGCAUUGCACUUUUCUGGUCAACUCGCUUGCACACUGGGAUGGUCUUCAGCCUUAUUCAGAUGAAGACACCUCUAGAGGAAAUCUGCUUUUGGCGCUUCUGACCGGCGGAGAAGGAAAUCACAAUUUUCACACGUUCCCGCAUGACUUCCGCUCAGGGCCAUCUCGGGCGGACUGGGAUCCGUCUAAAUGGAUAAUCGUUAGCCUUCACAAGCUUGGAUUUGUAACAGGUCUACGGCGCGCGCGUAGAGAUGAUAUAUCAGAGUCAGUCGAGUAUAUGCGGCAUAAAUGCGCGUACGGAGUUCCGCCACCAGAGGAUGACCAAUGGGAUGGACCCAAUUGGACUAUCGACGAAGUUCAGUUGUACAUUCAAAGCGCUCUCGGGCGAUGCGUACUCUUGAUUGAUGAUUUUGUCGUCGACGUGACGAGUUAUAUGGGAGAACAUCCUGGUGGCGCCGCAAUAUUACGGAAGUACGCGUUUCGAGCUCAAGAUGGUAUUUCGGACACAGACAAGUGGAAAGACGCGACCUGGGCCUUUGAGGGAGGAUUGAACAAUCAUUCCAGAUCUGAUAUACUUCGAAAGUUUUUUGAGUAGAUACAUAAAGAGAUGUCCAUGUAUCAGGUCG
Molecule: messenger RNA, 1385 nt
Organism: Guyanagaster necrorhizus
Lineage: Eukaryota; Fungi; Basidiomycota; Agaricomycetes; Agaricales; Physalacriaceae
Exons: 15
Coding region: 86-1354 (422 amino acids)
Biological process (GO): unsaturated fatty acid biosynthetic process
Cellular component (GO): endoplasmic reticulum membrane
Molecular function (GO): stearoyl-CoA 9-desaturase activity; heme binding; iron ion binding
Source: RefSeq, a predicted model, not a curated record